GCCGACCUAGUGGAAUCCCUGGUGAACGAGAUGUUUACCGAGAUCCCGAUCGUAGUCACCGCCUCGCCGCUGGCAGAGUGCUUCCUGCUGGACUGGUCCAUCACCAACCCGCUGGCGACGACUUCACAGGUCGAGACGCUGGAUGUGGAGAACCAGGCCUUCUUCGAGAAGAACGUGCAGCUUCUUAGCUCCUCCUUGGCUAACUUGGCGGAGGAGCAGACCAAGAUGGCCAUGUACGAGAGGAAUGCCGGUCGAAAGGGCGAUGACAAGGUGGACACAUUUCGGGCUCAAAGGCGUCAGUACACGGCUUUUACGCAGAAACGGUUGCUGCAAGUUUGCCAUCGCGAGAAGAUUGCAAACUGCUGCUAUUGCUGGCAUAACGACCUAACAAAGCCCACCAUGAGAAAGUCUUGGCCAUCCGUGUCAGCAUUGGUGACGCGAGCACCCCAAGCUGCAAUGCAAUGCAUGUUGGAAAAGAGUUUUAUCAACAAGACAACUUGUCGAACUACCUCGAGUUUUGGAGUAGCCAGUCCUGACAUUCCCAGCGGCAGAGUAAGUUGCUUGAACACGCGCUCCGAGUUCGGGAUCACGGGCGUUUGCCGUGAAUCAGGGCUCUACCAUCCGGGUGACACGCUGACGGCAGUGCAGGAGGAGAACAAACAACUGCGCUCCUUUCUGCAGACGCUUUCGUGGCCCAGGUUGACGGGUUUCGAAGCACAUGGAAAACUGUUUCAGUUGCCGGUAUCCUCAAAGGAAUCGUCUCCUUCAGAGUUUAUGCAGCCUCAGAGACUUAGUUAUCUCGCUGGCUUCUUCGACGGAGACGGCUGCGUUACUUCUUACGGAAACUUGUCUGGAUGUACCCUCAAAGUGGACCAGUCUUUCGUCCAGCCCGAAAUCCUACUACUCUUUCGCGACACGUUUGGUGGCAGCAUUUUGCGGGGCCGUGAUGGAACAGGCCUGAUAAGGCCAACGUUUUCAUGGCAAGUAUGCGGCAACAUGGCUCGUCGCGCAGCACACCUUCUUUCCCCGCACAGCAUCAUCAAGAAGAGGCAGCUUUUGCUGGCUGCCACAUGGCCAGAUGAGCAGGCAGACAGACAGACGGCCACCGUCGAGCUGCGGUCAUUGAAGCAACAUGACUCUGCCGUGGUUGGGUCCUGUAGCUGGGAAUACUUCACAGGCUUCUUUGAUGCGGACGGGCAUGUAGGGCAAAAGGGUCGCGCCUCACUUUGCCUCCAGUUGAGUCAAAAGCAUUCCACCGUCCUUCACUGUUUGCAGGGCUUCCUUCAGAGCGAGUGCGGGGUGGAUGCGCCGAUACUAUCUCACCGCGAGGAGUACAUGCUGAAAAUCUCCGGCACAUCGACCUGUAAGUUGCUUUUGCACGAGAUGUUACAGGCUGGGUUGAUCUGCAAGGCCAAGCAGGCAGAAACUGCAAUCCGGCUGACUCUUGAGAAUUGUGAUGACACCCGUGCUGCACUUGCGGCGAUGGUCGGCAACCAACGCUUUGGUCAGAGGUUAGACAAAGCUGGUGUCGAGCGAGCUUUCAAGAUCCGAGAUCUGCAGAGAAGGGUUCGAUGCCUGAUGCGGCGAGGAGAGGUUCAAGAAGCAGAGGCGAAGCUGAAGAAGGCCGCCGACAUGAAGGAAGCGCAUCAACUGCUCAAUGCACAGCAGGAGAACCGGGAGCUGCUGCAGUAUAUAAACUGGGUACAAGGAUUGCAGGGAAAUCUCUGGCAGGUUACCGACAGAGGCACAAGCCCCCACUGCCUGGCAGCUCUGUUCGGAAAGGCCAUCAACAACUACGCAGGAGAUGCCUUCAGCAAGGCUCCGCUUGGCUGUAGGCGCGCUUUGUCUCCCAUGUUUGUCGACAUGUUUCUCAGUCCCCGAUCGCAUGCACCAGACAUCUUCAAGCAGAAGUUCAUCUGCGUGACGGGCAUCUCCAUCACGGAUGUCCUUCAGGUGUCGAACAGCAAAACCACCGGCAAAAUUGAGCCGGAGGAGGUCCUCGAAGCCCUCGGCCCGGUGACCAAAGAUGAGGCGACCGGCAUGGAGCGAGUGGAGGUGAAAGCUGCGGGCUCCGGCAAGCAAGGCUUCGUGACCCUGAAGGGCAAUCAGGGCACCACCUACCUCCAGGAGUUCUCGCCUUUCACAGACUUCUGCACCGCCAUGGACAAGAAGAUCGAGGAGCGCCUGGCAAAGGUCAAGUCAGUGACAAGUUUCUUCACGCAGAAAGUGAAUGAGCUGGCACCGCACAGCAGUGGCCCGCUGUCAGAGGCGAAGGCAGAGCUGAUGAAGUUGCGGCCCAAGGCGUCGCAGCAGGCUACUGAGAUUCAGAAGAUCAAGAACAAGGUGGGCGCCGCGAAGAAGGACUUCUUCAAAGCCGAAGAGGCCGAGAGGACGGCUCACCUCGAGGCCAAAGAGCGAAGAGAAGCCGAGGCCCUCCUUGCUGAAGCCAACAAAACGUUGGAAGCAGCCGAGGCCGAGGGUGCAAAAGCCACCACCACCUCAGAGGCCCUAGUCGCCGCACAGGGCGAAGAGUUGAUGAAGUUUGCCACGCCUGCGACAGUAGCAGAGGAGAUGGAGGCGCUCGAGCCUUCUGCUUCCUCCUUGCUGAGCAAGGCCAAGGCGUCCUUCCUGGCGCAGACGAGGGAAAUCAAGGCUACGAAGGGGCCGAUGAUGGAGGCGAAGAAGGAGCUGACGAAGCUCAUCGCCAAGGCGGACAUUGCCCUGAGGAAAGUGAAGGCAGCUGCAGAGGCGGUGAAGAAAGCCUGCAAGACCAUCUCAGAGGCUGCCGACGCCAAGGCUUCCGCUGCUUUGCGGUCCGAGGCGGCCGAGAAGGGAGUCGCAGUGGACGAGCUCUUUGCGCAGCUUGCCGGUGAAGGCAACAGCACGCUGUCUCACGAGGCUUUGUGCAAGUGCCUGCUUGCUAUCUCGAGCCUGGAGAUCGCAGAGGAGCACGCCAAGCUCGUCUGCCGGAAGAUCGAGGCGCCAAGCAUCAGCAAGCGAAGUUUCCUGGCCUUCGUCCAAAGAUACUACGUGGUGACGGCCGCUGUUGCCAUCACUGGGGAGUUUGAGAUUACGAAG
Symbiodinium sp. CCMP2456 is the source of this 3078-nucleotide messenger RNA. The record is from the annotation of a GenBank genome assembly. Lineage: Eukaryota; Dinophyceae; Suessiales; Symbiodiniaceae.